This is a messenger RNA of Syngnathus acus (greater pipefish), 738 nucleotides long. RefSeq names its product dual specificity protein phosphatase 13A family protein. The record is from RefSeq and is a predicted model, not a curated record. Gene Ontology annotation, molecular function: protein tyrosine/serine/threonine phosphatase activity; MAP kinase phosphatase activity. Gene Ontology annotation, biological process: negative regulation of MAPK cascade; protein dephosphorylation. Lineage: Eukaryota; Metazoa; Chordata; Actinopteri; Syngnathiformes; Syngnathidae. Bases 111 to 719 code for a protein of 202 amino acids. The transcript has 3 exons. Gene Ontology annotation, cellular component: cytoplasm.
GUAAACGCCAGACGGCCAACCUGUCUUUGGCAGUCAAGUGGUGUAAAAGAGCAACACAGCAUGUGAGUGUUUUAGUUUGGGGUUUCAAAAACAAAAUCUUUCUCUUGGUCAUGAGCGUUGUUUCAGCAGUGAAACGUGACACUGAAGACUCCAGGAAGGAUAACGAGAGAGAAGAUUGCACGGAGGGUCAGUUUUCAACAGAGAUUUCUCUCCAACAACUGGUGGAGAUUUUACAUGCAGCGCCUCGCUCUUGUCGUCAUGGAGACGAGGUGUGGCCUAACCUCUAUCUGGGAGAUAUGUCCAUGUCUCAUGACAAAUUUGAACUGUGGAAGCUGGGCAUCACUCACGUGCUUAAUGCAUCACAUGGUAAACUAUGCUGCAAAGGCAACGACGACUUCUAUGGAACCACGGUGAAAUACUACGGUGUGCCAGCCAAUGAUCUACCCACUUUUGACCUUUCACCUUUCUUCUACCCCGCUGCUGCCUUCAUCGACCAGGCUCUGACGUCAGGAGGAAGGAUUCUGGUGCACUGUGCUGUAGGUGUGAGUCGCUCAGCCACCUUGGUUCUUGCCUACCUGAUGAUUCACCAUCAUCUCGAUCUCCUGUCCGCCAUAAAGUGCGUGCAGCAGAAGCGCUGGAUCUUUCCAAACAGAGGUUUCCUGCAGCAGCUUAGGCACCUCCAGCAAACCCUGCAGAGAAAAGCAAAGACAGUGCCGUAAAUAAAAAUAUAUUUAAUAG